UCAGGGGAACACCAGAGGAACAUGAGGGGAACACCAGAGGAACAUCAGAGGAACAUGAGGGGAACACCAGAGGAACAUCAGAGGAACAUGAGGGGAACAUCAGAGGAACAUCAGAGGAACAUCAGAGGACUUCAGAGGAACAUCAGAGGACUUCAGAAGAGGAGUUCACUUCACAAGCUGCUGCUUUGAGCCUCAGCACCCUGACUAGACCUUUAUUCAGGAGAAAAACAUCCGUGGAACUUCCUGUGACUCUACUGGGAGUGUUGGGGCCCCGCCUUCCUCUCACUUCCCUUUACUGGGAGCGUGUGGGUUCAAGAGAUGUCAGGACAUGUUCCAACAAAGAGAGCCCGAGGGCGGAGAACCUUCACGGGGCACUUGACCCCAUAAAUGUGACGCGUGUCUUCCCCCAACAAGGACCAUGGCAGCGGCGGCCUGGACCCUGCUGCUGUCUGCGCUGCUGUCUGCGCUGCUGUCUGCGCAGCUGGCUGCCGCCUCCACUGAGGCGCACAGUGACCUCCUCUGCCCCAGACCCCAAUGGGGAGCCAGACGACACCUUCCAGGUGAGCGUCGGCCACCUCUUCCUGCUCAAGUGCCUCUUUGUGGACACCCACGCCAGCGUGACGUGGAGCCGAGGGGGCGGGCUUGGCCCGAGCCUGCCCCCCGGGGUGGAGGUCAGGGACGGGCUACUGUGGUUUCUACCUGUGCAGAUGUCUCAUGCUGGAGCCUACACCUGUGAGAAAAGGGACCAGACCGGAUCCCUGGCAGUGACGUUCGGGGUGUCUGUGUCCGGUGGAAAGUGUCCCGACCCGCCUGAAAAGAAGUCCGCCGCCGUGGGAGUCACCGAGCUUCUGUCCUGCAAACAGAAAGAGAUCCUGGAGCUGAACCACACGAGGAACAUACGAUGGGUGAAGGACUGCCAGCUGAUGGAGCCGCCAGGGGAACGCACCUCAGUGUCUGAGAGCGGCUUCCUGAGGCUGUCUGGCACCUCAAAGGAGGAUUCUGGGAAAUACACCUGCCUGGUGGACGUCAGCGUGGACGGCAGGAUGUACACCGCUGCUCGCAGCAUCUGGCUGGCUGUCGACAAGGACAUCUCAACUACACUCAUUGUAGAGCCUCAGGUGGUGUACCCUCAACAGGAGGUGGUGGUGGUGGAAGAAGGGACGAGGGCGGAGCUCCACUGCUACGCCUACAUCGGCUUCAGCGACGACGACGAGACUCUGAUGUACUGGACCGUGAACGAGACGCACACGGACGAACACCAGGAACUGGCCGUGUCCUUGAAUGUUUCUUUCAAAAGAGGCCGGGUGUACGGCCGCUCCACUCUGUCCAUCUCCAAAGUCCUCCGUCAGUUCCUGAAUGUCCCGAUCUCCUGCUGCGUCUCCAACUCAGCGGGAUUCAAUGUCGGCGUUGUGUGGCUUCAAGAAGCCGACCACAGCGCCCUCUACACCACAGUGGCCCUCUACCUCUCCGCCUCCUUGGCCGUUCUGCUCCUCUGCACCGUGUUCCUCCUCUUCCGGGUGGAGGUGGUGUUGGCCCACAGGAAGCUGCUGAGACGUUUCUCCAAGCGAGCUCCCGAUGGGAAGCGCUACGACGCCUACGUGAGCUUCCUCCCGCCCGGCGCCCCGAGGUCAGCCGAGACGGCGAGCCUGGCCCUGCAGGUCCUCCCCGAGGAGCUGGAGAAGCAGCACGGCUACUCACUGUACAUCAGAGGACGGGACGACUGUCCCGGAGAAGCGAUACAUGAUGUCAUCGCCGAUACGUUGAGCAAAUGCCGCAGACUGAUAAUCAUCCUGUCACCUGUGGUGAACUCCUCCUCCUCCGAGCCUUUAGGAGACGACCAGAACCAGCUGUGCUACGAGCAGAAAGUCGGCCUGUACGACGCUUUGACCCAAAACGACCUCCGAGUGAUUCUGGUGGAGAUCGGUGGGCCGGUGGACUACAGCGUCCUGCCGGAGUCUCUGCGCUACAUCAGGAGGAAGCAAGGAGCUCUGAAGUGGAAGAAAAGCUCCCUCCGAACCAACAAAUUCACCAAUUUGCAGUCAAACAGAAACUUCUGGAAGAAUCUGCGGUACCACAUGCCCCCGGUGCCCGUGGGGAGACUCCAGACUGUCGUCUAGACCGGCGGUCCCCAAACACCGGGCCGUGACCCGGUACCGGGCCGGGGACCCUUUGGUACCGGGCCGCACAGAAAGAAUGAACGAACAAAAUGUUUGAUUGAUUAUCACGGUCUGAAAGAUGUUUUAUUUUGAAAAACACGUUACCCCAAAAACUGAAAGCAGAAAUGAAUAAAAAACAAAGGUGUCAGGACUUAAAAUACGACUUUACUGCAUUUACCAUAUUCUACAGCUGAUUCUCACUCUGCAGAAUAUGGCGAUAAUUCAGCGUAAUGGUGAGUGAUUUAUUUAUGCAUUUUAUAUUUGUUUUCAUGCCUGUCGUAUCAUUUUUAUUUUGUCAUAUUUAUCCCUCCACACUUUAAAGUCCGGUCCGUGGCGCAAAGAAAAAGGUUGUUCGGUUGUUUGAGGACAUUCAGACCUCUUUCCUGGCAGACGGCAUCAUAUCUCUUAUUCAAUUCAAUUCAGUUUAUUUUGUAUAGCCCAAACUCACAAAUUACAAACUCCCCUCAGAGGGCUUUACAAUCUGUACACAUACGACAUCCCUGACCUUUGACCUCACAUCGGAUCAGGAAAAACUCCCAAGAAAAAUCGAAAAAACCCUUUCAGGGUAAAAAAAAAAAUCACCGGAUUUGUUUGACAUAAAAUUCACUGCAACAAACCAAAGAAAGAAGACCAGCAGAGGUCAUGAAUGUGUCCGAAAACCAGUCAAACCUAGUUACGGCUUCAGGACAGGAGACCUGGAGCAGGUUCUUGGAGGCUGCAUCUGUAUCUUCCACCAGUGUUGCCGUGAUAUCUGACACAUACGUUGAGUAAUCCUGGGUUCUGGAAAAGGGUUUUAUCAGCCGUGUUGGAAACGCUGGUUAAUGGAUGAAUCCAACGUUCUGGACUCUGCCCUGUUUACACGCAUAUGAACCAACUGGUGUUGGGGAACCUGACAAGUUGAUCGACUUAACCCGUCAUGUUGGUGCAGAGUCUCCUUUAAGUUCCCCAAAACCACAUGAAAUAUCACAAAUACACAAAUACUACUCGAAAAAAUGACCACCAAAUGAUCACCAAGGGACACAAAGUUACCACCAAGAGAAACCAAAAUAUUACUAACAGACACAAAAUGACAGUAAUGAAACCAAAACAACUACAAUGAGACACACAAGGACCCCAAAGAGAUCCAUAACCAGAACAUGAGGCCUUUUGCAUGUCCGUGUUACCCUGGAAACCAUCUACUCAGGGAAAGUCCCUGCUGGGGCUGCAAACUCUGUAAAUAUGCAUUUGGGAAUUAAAAAGUCUGUUAAACUGAGCCCACAUGAAAGGGACUCAGAUGAUGACCCUCAUGGGGUGAUUCACCAGAUAAUGAACUCAAACUAUCUCAUUGACUUGAGAGAUUCUAUGAAUCUUGCACUAACAUUUCCUGUUUUCAGAGAAACGACUUUCUUAUCUUCCUCAUUGUAUCUCAGGCAUCCUGCAUCUUUUACUGGUGCAUUUUUUUCUUACCUCUUUUCACAUUCUUUAUUUUUAUAAAUAAAUAUUUAUGUUACAA
Cyclopterus lumpus (lumpfish) is the source of this 3648-nucleotide messenger RNA. RefSeq names its product interleukin-1 receptor-like 2 (gene il1rl2). The record is from RefSeq and is a predicted model, not a curated record. The transcript is spliced from 12 exons. The coding region runs from base 708 to 2117 and encodes 469 amino acids. Gene Ontology annotation, biological process: signal transduction. Lineage: Eukaryota; Metazoa; Chordata; Actinopteri; Perciformes; Cyclopteridae.